This is a messenger RNA of Ostrinia nubilalis (European corn borer), 2613 nucleotides long. RefSeq names its product ADP-ribosylation factor-like protein 1 (gene Arl1). NCBI's taxonomy places the organism in Eukaryota, Metazoa, Arthropoda, Insecta, Lepidoptera, Crambidae. Gene Ontology annotation, molecular function: GTPase activity; GTP binding. Gene Ontology annotation, biological process: intracellular protein transport; vesicle-mediated transport. The transcript has 5 exons. The record is from RefSeq and is a predicted model, not a curated record. Bases 215 to 757 code for a protein of 180 amino acids. Gene Ontology annotation, cellular component: Golgi apparatus; cytoplasm.
ACACAAACACAAUUUGAGUUACACGUCAAAUGGUUGAUGGUGUUAUCCGAAUAAAAUGUACAAUAUUUGUCGUAAAAAGUGAUAAAAUUUAAUUAUAGUGCAUUGUAAUUUAAUUAACAAACACGCGGGAUCAUUUGGAUGUGUAUACGUAGUCAUACAAUCAUUCCUUAGUUAUCAACUUUUAUGUUUUAAAAUAGGCUAAGCUUAUCACAAAAUGGGUGGUUUGUUCAGUUACUUUAGGGGGUUGCUAGGCGCCAGGGAAAUGAGGAUUUUGAUUCUGGGUUUGGACGGCGCCGGAAAGACAACAAUUUUAUACAAACUUCAAGUUGGAGAGGUAGUGACCACUAUACCAACGAUUGGCUUCAACGUAGAACAAGUCACAUACAAAAACCUUAAAUUCCAAGUAUGGGAUCUUGGAGGGCAAACAAGUAUCAGGCCUUACUGGCGAUGUUACUAUGGGAACACAGAUGCGAUAAUUUACGUUGUAGAUUCUGCAGAUAGAGAUCGAAUAGGAAUAUCAAAAGAUGAACUUGUGCAUAUGUUAAGAGAAGAAGAGCUAGCGAACGCGAUCCUUGUGGUCCUAGCCAACAAGCAGGACAUGGCGGGCUGCCUGACGGUAGCCGAGGUGCACCAGGCCUUGGGGCUGGACGCGCUGCGCGACCGAACCUUCCAGAUCUUUAAGACGUCGGCCGUACGUGGCGAGGGCCUCGACCAGGCCAUGGACUGGCUGUCUAACGCGCUGCAGGCCAGGAAAUAACAGCGGAUGUAGGCUAUGUCUGAGAACACAAGAAACAAAUGGGACUUGCUGGACUGAGUGUGUGAGAGGGGCAGAGAUAAUUAUUUAGUCACCCGUAACGCCAUUAGUUUUAGUACUUAGCGUCGCCGCCGAAACGCUUGUCUAUGGUAAUGUCUAUGCUAUUUCUAUUAUUCAACUGGUAUGAAUGGAUCGAAACUAAUAUUAUGUUACAGUAUUAUUUUCAUAAAUAUUAGGGAGUUUAAUCAUCAGUAACUAGGGUCGAAGCUUUCGCAAGUUUGCGGACUGAUACAUUUCUUGGUAAAAACUACUAUAACAAAUCGAUAAAUGCCGAUGUCAAUUAUAUGACCAAGCAAGAAUGGCAAAGAGAUAUGAUCAACUUUACAAGUAAACCUAGACAUGCUAGUUCCUCACCCUAUUUUACUUGAUUGUGCUCACACAUUCGUUUGUUUAUUCAGUCCUUCAAUUUCUCGAUCCAUUCAUGCCAGAUUUUGUAAAUUUUUACAUAGCAAAGUUGGAAGCUGAAAUGUUUCAAACAUAUUAAAGGUUUAAUCGAACUUGACGAACCAGAAGUUGUCUCAUACCUGGCCAUCAGUAGUUUCUAUGAGACGAUCCUGAACCCGAAAUCAAGUUAUCGUUUCUCUAAACUGAUAUGCAUUAAACAUAAUAAAUUAUAUUUCGAAAUAAAUAAAAAUUCUAAGAUGCUUCUGAACGUCGUUCGUUAUUGACCGUCUUGGCUUGGCGACGCCUUACCGUCAAACACAACUUUCAAAAAGAUACAUAAUAACUGAAACCGUAUAAUAUGAUUUUUCGUUGAUUCUAAUAAUUAUUACGGCGUUAUCAUUCAUUCCUGCUGAUCUACAAAAUGUUCAGCGUAAAUCAAUCCGCUUUGGGAUUAUGCGAGUACUAUGAAAUGUUUCGCCUUAAGCGAAUCAAGGCUUCUCUGUCAAGGAUCGCACUAAAUCCAACGGGUUACAGUUAGUAAUAAUUACGAAUAGGUAGUCAAAAGCUAGCUUCAUUGUCUUAAACGAGUGAAACUUAGUUUUGACACAUAGAGGGCGCCACUUUGUAUGCAACAUCCAAUGGCAGCGCGAUAUAGCUUGGAAGUGAGCUUGUGAUAUUUAUUUUGAAUAGAUAAAACGGAUACGUGUGUUUUAUCAUGUAAAGUAUCAUGCACAUUUGUAUGAAAUGCGUGACGAAUUACUUGAAGAUGUUCAUAUAGCUAUAGUCUCGUGAGUAUUCUUAUAUUGCAAUGUUUGAUCGAUUGUUAUAUUAAAUGUAUGCUUAUUUUAUUUAUUACAAAGGAUAAUCAAUUCAUAUUUAUAGUACUAUGUGUACGUUAUAAUAAAUAAUGGGUCAUAAAUACCAAUAUUUAAAUAAUAGCAAUAUAAUUAUAAUAUUUCGUAAGUAUUCUCUAUUGUAUGUUAUUUUAUUCAAAGAACCUGUCAGCAGUUAUGAUUCCACUUAUUUAUGUAUACAUUUUUGUUUAUAAUACAUAAUAUACCACAUCCAAUUUAUCUGCACAAGCAAGUAUUUGUUGAAAAUUGAAUAGUAGAAAGUAUUUUAAACAAGUUUCCAGCAUGACUUAGAUAAGUUAAUUAUAUUGCAUCAUCCUCGAGUCUCCCAGUAUGAAUACUAUUUAUUUAUUUACAUAGGAAAGUUUGGCGGCGACGCGUUUUAUCUAAAUGAAAUAAAUUGUUUUGUAGGGGGUCGAUGCGGAGAAGGAUGUACCUAUACAUAAGUUAUUAUUAAUUACAAUUAAUUAAUAUAUAUUUUGUAUCAGUGACGUUCACCAAGCUAAUUUAUAUUCUAUUGCGGUAAGAGAGAAAGAUUGUUCCAAAUACAAUAUCAUAAAUUAA